Molecule: messenger RNA, 1460 nt
Organism: Globicephala melas (long-finned pilot whale)
Lineage: Eukaryota; Metazoa; Chordata; Mammalia; Artiodactyla; Delphinidae
Gene: DLEU7
Product: deleted in lymphocytic leukemia 7
Source: RefSeq, a predicted model, not a curated record
GGGGUAUCCCUGCGGAUAGAUGCAUCCACACAGAGCGGCCAUGCCAGCGUAAGCCCUGGAGAGGAGGAGGAACCAGCGCUCAACAUUUGGCUGAUUUUCAGGUGUAAGGGAAGCAGCACUUCAGGCAGCCUUGAUUCCGAACAAGCCUAUUCGGACUUGAAGCGAGCGCAGUGGCCAGCGUAGGUCACUGACAGCUGGCGGAGGGCGGGACCGGCCCCACGCGCAGAGAGGCAAGGAGGCGGCGGAGCUGCGGCUUAGGAAGAGUGACCCUGGCCACCCCAAACGCCCCGCCUCCUUCGCUCGCUGCUUCACCUGCCGGCCGAGCGCGCCGAGCCGCGGGCGGAGGCGAUGGCUAGCCCCGCGCCCUUAGUGGCCUCCAUCAGCCACCAAAUGGUGGCUCUGCACACCCUGCAGCUUCUGCAGCAGGAGUGGGGCUGGGGGGAUGGUCCGGGCGCCCCCGGGAGCCCACGCGACCUGGACCACGUGUCCGCCGCCCCAGAGCGUCGCUCAGACCCACGGCUGGCCCGUGCCGGGCAGGGGCGUGGGGAGGAAGGCGGGAGCAAGGGGGCCAGGAACGUGGGGUCCGGGGCGCGGGCGAGCUCCCCCGAGGUGGAAGUGGUGCGAGGCGCCGAGGGGGGCGCGGAACUGCUGCCCUUACCCCGGGGUCGCGGGCCCUGCACCCUGGCCCAGAUGGCGAUGCGCAGCGCGCUGGCCCGCGUGGUGGACUCGACCUCGGAGCUGGUCAGCGUGGAGCAGACGCUGCUGGGCCCCCUCCAGCAGGAGCGGUCCAUCCCCAUCCACCUGAAGGACAGUGUUGAGUUUAGAAACAUCUGCAGUCAUUUGGCUCUACAGAUUGAAGGACAGCAGUUUGACAGAGAUUUGAGUGCUGCUCACCAGUGUUUGAAGAUGAUAGUCAAGAAGCUGAUUCAGUCUCUUGCUAAUCUUCCUUCGGAUGCCCACAUGGUAGCCUGUGCUUCCUUGAGACAGAUCUUACAGAAUCUCCCAGACAUAUGAGUGUUCAAGACACUGGAAUUAAAACCACAGCGAGCACUGCUAAGAGGACUGGCUACCUUAAAUUCCUAAGUGGAUCAGCAGACAAUGGAUGUUUUUAUUCCCAGGAAGGAGAGACUUGGUAGCAUAUAUAGCAGUCUGACCAGUGGCAUCUGUAACCCUUGGGAAUUAUAGCAUGUUGGUGAAAAAUUUUUAAAGUAGUUCACAUUUUUAAGUGUCUUGACGUAUUUGCUGACUUUUUGAUUGAAAUAUAUUCCACUUUGUGGAACUGACUGGAUUACAUGUGUAUAUACAUUUAUGAAUAUAUAUUAAGUGUUAAUUUUAAUUUAAUGACACCUUAAUCUACAUUCAUAUUAAUGUAGGCCUAUGAGGUUUAAUAUGGCUAUUGGAUGAUUAGAGCUCCAUGGUUUUUCAAAUUAUUUUGAAUAAAUGGGAUAUUUGGUAAUUGA